GCAUCUUGUCUUCCUUCUGUUUCGUCUGUUCGGUGGCUUCUGUUGGUGUGUGGAGGUGCCGAGAAGGAAAAGGGGAGAAGGGAGAGGAGGAGGGCGGAGAUCGCCGGAUCAUCAUGUGGUGCCAAUCGUGCCGGGAGGAGUACGAGGAGAGGGACGCGGGAACGUGCAAGGAGUGCUAUGAAGAGGCCAGCGAGACGGAGGAGGAGCUGAAGCGCGAGAUCGACGACCUCAAGUCCAAGGUCGCCUUCCUCCGCCUCGCCACCCCCCACGACCUCGUCUCCACCACCGACCUCGUCCUCCACGCCUCCUCCUCUACCUCCCCUUCCUCUCCCUCCAAUCCGAAUUCCUCACUCUGCACCACCCCCGCCGUCCCCGCCCACCGCGCCGUCCUCAUUAGCAGGUCUCCUGUUUUCAAGGCAAUGCUGGAGAAUGAGAUGGAGGAGAGCAGGAGCGGCAUAAUUAAAAUCUAUGAUGUCUCUUAUGAUGUUCUUCGGUCCUUUGUCCACUACUUGUACACGGCAGAAGUGCUCCUUGACGAACAUAUGGCUUGUGACCUCUUGAUCUUGGCUGAGAAAUACCAAGUGAAGCAUCUGAAGAUCUUCUGUGAGAAGUUCAUGACAUCCAAAGUGAACAGUGAGAAUGCCGUUGCAAGUUAUGCCUUCGCCCAUCGGCAUAACGCCAAGCAACUGCUCGAGGCCUCCUUAUCACUGAUAAUGGACAACAUGGCCACACUGACAGAACGCGAAGAGUACAAGGAACUUGUGGAGAAGGACCCACGGCUUGUGGUGGAGAUUUAUGAAGCCUACCUCACUAGGCAGGUCAAUACUGCGGCCAAGGAUUUAACGUUGCAACCAUAGGAUGUAGAAACUGCAACCAGGAAAGACGGAAGUGUUCGGUUCAAGUAUUACUUGCUUUUGAGGAAAAUGUUAUGAACAUUUUGUUGAUUUAUAUUCAUUGAUGGUUCUCUCGAGCUGCUUUUUGUGACACUCUUGAAGUUGUAUCGAUGUUGUGCUGCUUGUGGCCCCAUGACAAAUGUCUUUUGGCCAUUGCUUCUGUUAGGGAUAAUGCCUGCAAACAGGUGCUUGUACCUUCUAUUUGAAGAUAAUUUAUUAACCUUUGAGACA
Molecule: messenger RNA, 1124 nt
Organism: Musa acuminata AAA Group (dessert banana)
Lineage: Eukaryota; Viridiplantae; Streptophyta; Magnoliopsida; Zingiberales; Musaceae
Product: BTB/POZ domain-containing protein At4g08455
Exons: 2
Coding region: 114-857 (247 amino acids)
Biological process (GO): regulation of proteolysis; proteasome-mediated ubiquitin-dependent protein catabolic process
Cellular component (GO): cytoplasm
Molecular function (GO): ubiquitin protein ligase binding
Source: RefSeq, a predicted model, not a curated record